AUGCGGCAGUAUGAGGACCUGCGCCAUAUGUCUCGCGUGAUUCCGGACGUCACGUCGCGCAGACCGGUGCAUUACUUGCCGCAUCACGGCGUGCUGCGAAAGAACAGUGUCAUCACGAAGCUGCGCGUAGUUUUUAACGGCUCCACGCCAACUACUUCGAGAAGAACCCUCAACGACCACUUGAUGGUGGGUCCGAACUUGCUACCUCCGCUCGCCGACGUGAUACUCCGUUGGCGACGGCACCGCUUCGGUCUAGCCACCGACGUCGAAAAGAUGUUCCGGCAGAUCUUGGUACACCCGGAUGAUAGGGAUCUGCAAAGGAUCCUGUGGCGUGAUUCCCCGCAAGACAGCCCUGCCGAGUACCAGCUGAGCACAGUGACCUACGGCCUAGCGUGUGCUCCGUUUCUAGCGAUGCGCGCUCUUAGGCAAUUAGCUGAGGACGAAGGUAAGCAGUACCCUCUAGGAGCGGUCGUUCUCCUACGAGACGUCUACAUGGACGACAUCUUGAUCGGAGCAGCGACGAUGGCGGAGACCCAGGAGAUGUGCAAACAGCUGUCCAGUAUCUGCGGCGGGCGGCUUUCCUCUCCGGAAGUGGUCAGCCAGCGACUCAGCGGACUGCAGUGGCACCCCGCCACGGACGAUUUCUCCUUCGCCACCCGGCACAUCGCACUGCCAUCCGUCACCAAGAGAUCCGUGCUGUCCCUGGUGGCGCAGCUAUUCGACCCUCUCGGCUGGCUAGCACCGGUCGUGGUCCGCGCCAAGAUUGCCUUUCAAUCGACUUGGCUUCAAGGACUUGAGUGGGACGCCCCGCUCGACGACGCCUCCGCGUCAGCCUGGAUCACCUUUCACGCCCAGAUACCAGUACUCGAGCAAAUCCGAGUACCUCGUUGGAUUAAUCUGGGUCAUUCUUGCACCCGCAUCGAGGUCCAUGGCUUCUCCGACGCCUCAGAACGAGCAUAUUCCGCCGUCGUGUACCUGAAAACAUGGUCAAACGACUCGUGGAUUGUCCGCCUAGUCACCGCGAAAACAAAGGUCACACCGCUCAAACAGGUGUCCUUACCUCGCUUGGAAUUAAGCGCCGCCGUCCUUUUCUGCCGACUAGCCAAACACGCCUUGGGAAUCCUCGACCUGACUGCGCCACUUCACCUGUGGACGGACUCCACCGUCACGCUGGGCUGGAUCCGCGGCCACCCAUCCAGGUGGCAAACCUACGUCGCGAACCGCGUCUCCGAGAUUCAGAGGACCACUCCGCAGGCUGCGUGGCAUCACGUUCCAGGCCAGGACAAUCCAGCCGACUGCGCUUCCCGAGGUCUCUCCCCCAAAGAACUGCUGAGCCAUCCGCUGUGGUGGCAAGGUCCGCCUUGGCUAAGCUUAGACGCCACCGCAUGGCCGACCGCCGUCGGCCACAUCACCGAAGAACACCUGCCGGAGAAGCGCACCCGAGUCCACGUCAAAGCCACAGCAGCGCCGAUGAGCGAGGCCGCCGAGCUGGUGCGGUUCUCCUCCCUGAAGAGGCUCCUACGCGUGACAGCCUGGUGUCGGCGGUGGCUGAGAGUAAGGGAGGAUCGGGCCACUGGCACUCACCGGCGCUUCCCCAGUACUCUGUCCGCAGAAGAGAUAGAGAGAGCUCGAGUUUGUUGGAUCCGGCGAGUACAAUCUGAAAAAUUCAGGGCCGAGUUAAAAUUAAUAAGUCAGGGCCUUGCCCUAAAUAAAUCGAACUCACUUGCUCGCUUUAGUCCCUUUUUAGAUACCGAGGGUCUCCUGCGAGUUGGGGGUCGACUCAAGCACUCCAUCCUGGCCUAUGACGAGCGUCACCCCGUCCUCCUGCCGAAGGGCUCGCACCUCACUCGGCUAAUUGUGGACGACUGCCAUAAACGAGCGUUGCAUGGCGGAACGCAGCUCACUCUCUCAUUAAUCCGCCAACAGUAUUGGAUUCCACGGGGUCGAGCACUUGUCAAGGAGGCUAUGCUGCGAUGUCUUCCUUGCGUGCGAUGGCGGGCGGCGACCCCACAACAGCUGAUGAGCGAUCUUCCACGGGAGCGCGUGGUACCAGCGAGGCCCUUCCUUCACACUGGGGUCGAUUAUGCCGGGCCGAUUCAACUUCGCACAACCAAGGGGCGCGGACACCGCUCCUACAAGGCCUUCGUAGCGGUCUUCGUCUGCUUUGCUUCCAGAGCCGUACACCUCGAAGUAGUCUCCGACUACACGACCGAGGCCUUCCUUGCGGCCCUCAGGCGGUUCGUCUCUCGCCGAGGCAUCUGUCGCAGCCUUCGAAGCGACUGCGGGACAACCUUCGUGGGAGCUGAUUCCCAGCUGACAGCCCUCUUCACCGCGGGCACGCCAGAAAGCCACCGGAUCAUCGACAGCCUCGCCUCCGAGAGGAUCGAGUGGAAGUUCAAUCCUCCCUCAGCGCCGCACUUCGGAGGCAUUUGGGAGGCCGCAGUCAAGUCGCUCAAACACCAUCUCCGACGCCAAGCUAACGUUCGAGGAGAUGAGUACCUUCCUCACUCAGCUCCUGCAAAAAAGCUCCUGCGAGACCAUUUUUGGGAACGCUGGUCGAAGGAGUACCUCCACUCCAUUACUCACCGUCCUAAGUGGUUGCGCGAAGAGACGGGCUUCAAGGUCGGCCGACUUUGCCUUAUCCGGAACGAGCUCACACCACCCACGAAAUGGCCACUCGCGCGUAUCGCGAAAAUCCACCCCGGAGAGGAUGGUCAAGUUCGUGUAGUUACAGUGCGCACCGCAGCCUCCGAGUUGGUACGACCCGUCGUGAAACUCGUCGUGCUACCCAUCAACGGUCAUGGAGAUCACGAGCCUCCAUCGCAAUAG
Camponotus floridanus (Florida carpenter ant) is the source of this 2829-nucleotide messenger RNA. RefSeq lists its product as uncharacterized. NCBI's taxonomy places the organism in Eukaryota, Metazoa, Arthropoda, Insecta, Hymenoptera, Formicidae. Gene Ontology annotation, biological process: DNA integration. Bases 1 to 2829 code for a protein of 942 amino acids. The transcript is spliced from 3 exons. Gene Ontology annotation, molecular function: nucleic acid binding. The record is from RefSeq and is a predicted model, not a curated record.